AUGGCUAACCUCACGAAACUUGAGUUCGUUGCCCUUGAUAUUUCCGGCAAGAACUACCUGUCAUGGGUGCUAGAUGCUGAAAUUCAUCUAGAUGCUAUGGGUCUUGGAGACACCAUUAAAGAAAAAAAUAAAGCAUCCAACCAAGAAAAUGCCAAAGCCAUGUUAGUCAUGCGUCAUCACCUUGAUGAGGCCCUGAAGAUUGAAUAUCUUUCUAUUAAGGAUCCGCUCGUUUUAUGGAAAAACUUGAAAGAAAUGUAUGACCACCUAAAGGUGGUGCUCCACCCAAAAGCACGGCACGAAUGGAUCCAUCUAAGGCUACAAGAUUUCAAGUCAGUUAUGAAGUACAAUUCUGCGAUGUUCAUAAUUACUUCUAUGUUAAUACUGUGUAGAGAAACGAUUAGUGAUUCAGAUAUGCUGGAAAAGACAUUCUCCACCUUUCAUGCCUCGAAUGUGCUCCUGCAACAACAAUAUCGAGAGAAAGGUUUCACAAAGUAUCGUGAUCUGAUUGCUCAUCUUCUCGUGGCUGAACAAAACAACGAUUUGCUUAUGAAAAAACACGAGAACCGACCUACUAGCGCUACACCACUCCCUGAAGUGAAUGAGGUGUACGCCCACUACUCUAGGCGUGGAAAAGGGAAAAAGAAGGAUGAGAGUCAAGAAGUGCUAGAAGCACGUGGCUCAGAAAAUAAAUGCUAUCGAUGUGGUCGAAGUGGACACUGGGCACGUACUCGUCGUAUGGCAAGGCACUUGGUUGAGCUUUAUCGGCAUCAAUGA
This is a messenger RNA of Lycium ferocissimum, 774 nucleotides long. RefSeq lists its product as uncharacterized. The record is from RefSeq and is a predicted model, not a curated record. The transcript has 2 exons. The coding region runs from base 1 to 774 and encodes 257 amino acids. Gene Ontology annotation, molecular function: nucleic acid binding; zinc ion binding. Lineage: Eukaryota; Viridiplantae; Streptophyta; Magnoliopsida; Solanales; Solanaceae.